This is a messenger RNA of Galleria mellonella (greater wax moth), 1390 nucleotides long. RefSeq lists its product as uncharacterized. The transcript has a single exon. Lineage: Eukaryota; Metazoa; Arthropoda; Insecta; Lepidoptera; Pyralidae. Bases 8 to 808 code for a protein of 266 amino acids. The record is from RefSeq and is a predicted model, not a curated record.
UUGUACGAUGUGGCGGACAGUCGUGUUCUUGGCACUCGUUGCAACGUGCACCUCGCAUCCUGCACAAGAUGUAGCACACACUGAUAACGAUCUGGAUGGAUUGGGCGACUGUUUACGCAAAGACUCCACGUCAUGCCUGAAAUACAAGUUCUUCUCCUACGUCGACAAGAUGCUCGGACAAAAGGACUCGUUUGCUCUAACUGAGGGUGUUACCGUCGUGAGAGCUACAGACGUCCCUACCGAGACUGGAGCGCCUAGAUCUUUGGAUCCUGUUUCGAGAUUGAAGAGAUACUUCGAGACUCAUUCUUUACGCGUAGAAGUGAAAGGUUCGGAUGUGAUCGACGCGGUUUCAAGUGCAGGACGAGCUUUGGAGGAUACGGUGACAUCGUUUGCUGACGAUGAUGCCACAGAAGAAGGAAGAGGGAAGAAGAAGAAGGCGGCUAAGAUGCUGGGGCCAUUGAUAGCCGCGUUGGCUUUGAAGAUGAUGGCGUUGAUUCCUCUUGCUAUUGGUGCUAUUGCUCUAAUUGCUGGAAAGGCAUUGCUGAUUGGUAAACUGGCAUUGGUACUCUCAGCGAUUAUUGGUCUCAAGAAGCUUCUGUCUCAGCAGAAACAUGUAACGUAUGAGGUCGUGGCUCAUCCUCACCACUCAUCUAGCCAUGCGUCCAGUCAUGACUAUGGCGGCACCAGUGGAUACGGUGGCGACUCAGGCGGAUAUAGCUCAGGUAGUGGCGGGUCGAGUCACGGCGGUGGAUGGGGGAGGUCAAUAGAAGCUCAAAGCUUAGCGUACUCAGCACAAAAACCUCAAUAAGCCACGGCCUAGAUGUACGGCCUCUUUACGUCGAUUUCUCCGUAACAUCUGAGUGAUUGUUUAUGUAUUAUUUAUUCGUUUGUAUGUGUGAGUGAUGAACGUUUGUAUUUAUUUGACUGAGUCGCUAUUAAGUAUGAUUUCGUACGCCAUUCUCAGCUCAAUUUCAAAGUCAUUAUUUAUUUUCUAGUAAACCUUAUAGGUGGUAUUUUGUAACUAUUAUUAUAGUGUAUCUAUGUAUUAUUUAAGUAUUAAUAUUUUAUGAUUCUAUGAAUCUCUGUAUAUACGAUUUAAAAAGUACAUGCAUAUCAUAUAAGAUUACAAAGUAUUUAUGAAUUAUCACGACUAGUACCUGGCUUUAAUAUUUUUAGGUAUUAUGUAAGUUAUAUAUAUUUUUUAUGUAUUAUUUAAAUUAUAUGAUUAUUACAUUUUGUAAAUUUAUAUUUAUAGAAUCAUUGUCAUUAUUGCCCAUGGGUAUACAGUAUUACAUUAAAUUCAUUUUAUAUGAUAUAUAUUAUAUAAAAAAUUAUUAUAGUAUUAACUUUAUACUCUAUUGUGAAUAUAAAAAAAUUUUUUAUUAAAACA